GUCAAACUUUUGUCAAAUCAAUAAUAAAUACAUAAUUAUAUCUCAAUGUAAUUUUCACUAUUUUCGUGUUUGAUGUCCUUCUUUUAUGAAAAUAUAGGCAGCGGACCAUGAGCUAAACUAAAAGAAUGGAAGACACCUUUAACCAGUUGAAAAAAAAUGGUCAGAAUAAUGUCGAUAACCUCGUCUGCUGGAUGAAAGAUUCAAAAAUCGUAGAUGGCGUAAAGGUCACGGAAGCGAAUGUCCGCAAGCUGUUCGAAGACGUCAAAGACAAGGAGAACGUCGAGCUGGAGAAGUUCCAGCAAGCCAUCAGCACGCUGGCGGCCGAACAGAAGAAGAAGGCGGAGGAGUUCACCACCACACUCGCGGCCGAGGGGACGAAGUUCCUAUCGGCGGUUGCGGCUGCAGCCGCUGCUGCGAGCGGCGCUGCCGCGGCCGCCUUUAAACAAGCUAUGGAGAAAAAAUAA
This is a messenger RNA of Maniola jurtina (meadow brown), 464 nucleotides long. RefSeq lists its product as uncharacterized. The transcript is spliced from 3 exons. The coding region runs from base 126 to 464 and encodes 112 amino acids. Gene Ontology annotation, biological process: microtubule polymerization. The record is from RefSeq and is a predicted model, not a curated record. Gene Ontology annotation, molecular function: tubulin binding. Lineage: Eukaryota; Metazoa; Arthropoda; Insecta; Lepidoptera; Nymphalidae.